Molecule: messenger RNA, 4420 nt
Organism: Schistocerca cancellata (South American locust)
Lineage: Eukaryota; Metazoa; Arthropoda; Insecta; Orthoptera; Acrididae
Exons: 7
Coding region: 261-986 (241 amino acids)
Molecular function (GO): Hsp90 protein binding
Source: RefSeq, a predicted model, not a curated record
AUGUGAGGUAAGGAGAUGCAAUUAUUGAGAUAUGUAACUGUAUUUUGAAGUGUUAAACUGCAGUGGCUACAGAUUCGUAUACUGAAUAUUGGCGAAUUCCCUAAUAAAUGAAUGAUUGAGAGCACUUCACGCUGAAGUUUUCCUUCUUUCAAGAAAUACGCCCAGGAAUCGCAAGCAAAGCGUAUUUUUGCCUGUGGAUUCGGCUUGCCCACUUCAGAGUAUUCAGACUCCCAUAUACAACACACAAACGAGAGUCCAUAAUGGACCAAAAAGAAGAGGCACAACAGCAUAAAGAGAAAGGAAAUGAUUGUGUGAAGGAAAAGAAAUACAUUGAAGCAGUAUUGCAUUACACAAAUGCAAUAAAGUUGGAUCCAUCUGACCACACCUUUUACAGUAAUAGAUCUUUAGCUUUUCUCAAACAACAACAGUAUCCCCUAGCAAUGGAGGAUGCGAGACAGGCUAUAAAACUGAAACCUGAUUGGCCCAAAGGUUACUUCCGUAAAGGUGAAAUUGAACUUGCCACAGGACACUAUACAGAAGCACUAUUGUCUUAUGGGUGUGCUUUAAGACUACAACCCCAUGAUAAAAGCAUUUUGGAUGCUAUCAGUAAAACAACAGAAAUGAGACAGAAAGAGAGGCAAGCUGACUUUCAGAUACCUUGGCUGGGAGCUGGAAUUGGUAUCAUUAUUGGUGUCGGAUUGGUCAUCGCAGAUUAUUUACUAACUGAUAAACCCUCAAUUAAACACCCAAUCUUGAUGGCUCUACUUACAAUUGCUGUGGCUAUGAUAGGCUAUGUUAUUGGAUGGGCAUACCGUUACCUAACGAAAUGCAGCCAGACUUCACUACUGGAACCACCUCCAGAUCUGUUCAGAGAUGGUGCAAAUCAAGAUAAUGAACAAGAAUCCCAGGAAAAUGGAAAGUCAGAACGGAGUCAUCGGUAUACGAAAGCUCAAGCUCGCCAACGAUUUAAGAAAGGAAGAAGUUGAAAAUUUACUGGAAUUACUUAUAAGUAAGUUCUAUGGAGUGAAGGAGACAAGUUAUCAACAAAUGGUGGGGCAUGGUAUGUCGAUUUAUCCUAGCUGAGGUGCUACUAAAAUUCAUAACAACUCAGGCAAAGUGUUCAUUUGGAUGUUGUUUGUGGUGUUAGAUUGAGCCUUGUGUAAUGCAAGGAGGAUAUUUAUUGAGAAGUAUUUAGUUAUUAAUAAAUUACAGUUCCUUUUUAUCCUGUAUAACUGUUUUUGUUUACUAGUUUGACUCAAUGAAAUAGACAUUUUCAUUGUCUUCAUGUAUUACAAAAUCUGUAAACUUAAGUGACAUCACUGUAUUGUGAUUGUUUCAGUCGUUAUUUUGAGUACUUCAUUUUAACACAAGUAAUGAAGUAUUUAAAAGGUAAUCAGGGGCUCAGAGUCAUUGGUACUUCACCCACAUGUAUAUGGAAAUGAGAAAUUUGCUCCAGAGUUUGUCUCACAGAAAAAUUCACACUAGAUAAUAAUCUAGUGUUAUUUUUAUAGUGAAUGUAAAAGUAUCAUAAAUACUUAAGCAAUUAAAAAUGGACAUAGUGACAGUAUUUUAAAUAGUUUUCCAUAAGGCUAGGCAUGUCUUACCUUGAAAAACUGUUUGAAACACAUUCGUUUUGCAGUUGGUUAGUCACAACGAAUGCUACGAGAAACAGGAACUACUUAUCUGGAUGUAUCAUCAUGAUAACCAUAGACACCAGUAACAGUGUUAUGUUCAACCUUAAGGUUUUUAUUAAAAUCAUGGUGCACUGGAGGUACAUUCUGCAAGAGAUCAAGAAUAUUCUUAUUUUAUUUUGUGGUAUCUUUGUCUUCUUUGUAAAGCAGUGAUACAGAUCCCAGUUAAUUGCUUGGGGGCCAUCCUCUACCAGAGUUUGAAAAUUAUGUUUCAGAAAAAGGCUCAUCAGGCUAUUGUUUUAGAGCUGCAGCCAUCAGAUAUCAAGGCAGUUCACUUUUUACUUUUUAUCCGUUUAUAGAUGUCUUGCAGUUUGAUAAAUGAUUCCAUAACAAAGGAUGAGAGACAGUCCUCUUUCGUCAUUUUGUUAAUCCCGAAAUGUGGUAUUUUCUUUGUUGGUUCUAUCAGAUACCUGAUAGAGAUGAAGUAUUUUUUUUAUUUUAUUUUAUUUUUUUUCUUUUGUCACCCCAAAAUCUCCAUCAGAGUGAAAACUUAAGACCUGGAAUGAAGAAUUUGUGAUUGGUCACCUCCCAAUUAUUAGCUCUGUGUAGGGUAAAUAACUGAGAAAAGCAUCUUUUAUACUCCUGCUUUGGAAGCGUGUGUCCCUCACUCGAAACCUAAUCAUGAACCCAAGGUAUAGCUCAGAAUUGACAGCAGUACUAAUCUAUGCUUGUUGAUAGCAAGUAAUACAUAGUUUACAAGAAGUCAAACAGAAAUACAAACAAUGAGAAAAUACAGGAUGCAAUAACAAGUGCUAUGUAAAGGAUAUAUUGCUGUUCACCGUAAAUGGAGAUACUGAGUCACAGAUAAGCACAAUAAAAAGAGUGUCAGACUGUGUGUGUGUGUGUGUGUGUGUGUGUGUGUGUGUGUGUGUGUGUGUGUGUGUGUGUGUGCGCGUGCGUGCUUGAAUGUGUAUGUUGUCUAAUUCUGAUGAAGGCCUUUUUGGCUAGAAGCUUAAUUAGUUGUUGGUCAUUUUGUUGUGCCUAUCUGCGACUCAGCAUCUUCACUAUAUUGUGAGUAGCAAUCAGUCGUUUUCAUAAUAUUGUUAUUAAACACAAAUACAAUACAUGACAAGUACCUUUACUUGUUUUUGCUCCCUGGACGUUUUGCUUUCUUCACUGCUUCUGUUUGCUGCAAGUGGAUAUCGUGUUUCUCUUUCAUCUCUUAUUUUUUGUAGUGUCUAACAGAGUUCUGUUGCGAAUGCAGUCUUUCACAGCACUUACAAGGGUCUUUCAGUGGGUUAGGGAAGAUGCAUACUGAACUGAGUAUUUAAUAUGUGCCAAAAUAAAUACAGGGAUACAAAAUUAGUUUUCGUGGAUUCGCACUCAGCUCUUUAAUGAUAGUAAAAAAUGGGUAUAUUCAGUUGUGGCACAAGGCACUUCAGACUUCUGUAUGACAAUACUGUGACUUAUAUACAGGAAAUUUCUUUAUGAAAUUGCAAACAGUAUCUGUUUGUUCAAGUCUUGUCUUACUGUGAAGUAUAUAUUUACCUUCUUUUUCAACAGGAUGAACACCUUUUAAAACUUCUUUGUUUCACUGCUGUGUAAGAACUUACUAUACCCAAUGUUAUCAGCCCUCUUUCCAUCUUGCCCAUAAGUAAAUCCUUUCCAGAGACUGACUAAAUGGAUUUCCAUUAGAGUAGCUUCUGGACAUCUCUGAUAACACCUUAUUAAGUCAUUUUUGAUUGCCCAAUUCAUUUUGCAAUAGCUAGAAAGUAUUGGUUGUAAAUUUUUUUGUGGCAUCUUGCCAUUACAGUUUUCGAGAUGUCUACAGGAGUCUCCUGAACACCACUUAUCUGGAACAAGUUUACCUGUUGUCAGUGUGCACACCUCAUCCUCUGUCAUUUCAGUAUACUCAGAUACUUCCUCCGAUUGAGUAAAUUCACUAGUUUGCAUCCUUUUUUAUUUUGCGAAUGAAUCAAUUGUUGUUGAAUUCCUCUCCUCUGAUGGUUCAUUCCCUGUCUGUGUGAAUCAUCAAUAUUGAUGCCACUCGAGUUCAUAUCUGCAUCUGAAAAUAUGAAAUGUAACAUGAAAAUGACCCAAAGUAAAGCACAAAACAUACCUAAAUACUGUACUGAUUCAUUUAGCUACUCAGUGCUGCAUGUAAGUGCAGUUGUCAAUUGUGAAACUUCUGCGGUCUUUUUGCAGAGUUCAGAUUGAGAUGUCUAUGGUAUUGCCAUACCUCUGAUGGAACAUCCCACUAGCAUCAGCAUUCUCUUACAUAACUCGAGAACUGUUUUAUGAUGGCUGUACCUCAACAUUCCCUAUACUUAGUUAGGCAUUUCUUGCACUGGUUUAGGUACUUCAGGCUCUUGAGUCACUCAGUUGUCAAGUUUAAAACUGUGCUAUGAUGUUGUAUUUGCACUUGUGGUGCUGUGAUAUUUGUGUGUGGUAGAAGUGUGAUAGGAAUGCAGUAAAUCUGAGCUUUUUGAUGUCACUGAAUAAAAUGUACUUGUAUUAAUUUUUCAUAGGUCAUAUAUUGAAUAAAAUUGUAAACAUACAUUCCAAAUUACCCUUCUAACUACAAUUUAUGAUAGAUAUGUACAUAAAAGAAUUGCUCUGUAUGAACAAUCACACCUUUUGCCUUUCACUGAAUCAGAUCUACAUUGUGUUUAUUUUGGAAAACAUAUUUCAUGAAAGUUAUUAAUUGGAUAAUAAUCAUAUUUUGUGAUGUAUAUUUGCAUAGCUUAUUGAGAAAUGUAAAAGAGAAAUAAAACAGAAUACUCUGUGAA